Molecule: messenger RNA, 843 nt
Organism: Rhizophagus irregularis DAOM 181602=DAOM 197198
Lineage: Eukaryota; Fungi; Glomeromycota; Glomeromycetes; Glomerales; Glomeraceae
Source: RefSeq, a predicted model, not a curated record
GCGAUUGGGCUCUUAGAGAAAUGAUUAGAAGAUGGGUUAAUAAUUAUAGGGAAUAUAAUAAAGAACCUGAUAAAUCUUCUAAAACUCAAAAAUCUAGAAAACAUAAGAAAUCUAGAAAUUCCAUGGAAUUAGAAUCUACUUCAUACAAUAAUCAUACAAGUGAUGUUGAAGAAUCACAAAAUAAUUCUGGUGACUUUACUUCAAUAGAAACACUACAUUCUGAUCAUAAAAAUGACACUGAACAAGAUGAUCCCAAAUUGGAAUCUAACAAUAUGACUACAAAUGAACUUCAAGAUAUUACUCAGCAAAUUGAAGAACUUAUGAAUAAACAGAAAAAAAUGCUUAUUAAAGCAAGAAACAACAAACAUAAAGUUAAUGAAGUAUUUACUUUAAAUACUUCUAAAUCUAUAUUUACAAUCAGAACAAGACAUCCCAAAAGAAAAUUCUCAUUUGUCUAACAAAAUCAUUGAUAUUCAAGAUGAUGAUAAAAAUGACGAAAUUUCUUUAAAAAGAAAAAAUCCUGAAGAUUCUUCCAUCACUCCGACCAAUAAUUCUUCUGACAAUAAGCUUGUUGAUCCAACCAGUAAAUGUAAAGAAAAAGGAGUAAUUCUACACAAAUUGAGUCUACAAGUGCGAAUAAUGAUCUUAAAAAAUAAAGAACCCGCCAUUCCACUCGAAUUAAGACUACAAGUACAACAAGUGUUAAUUCUACCAACAAACAAAAAGUACAAAGGGGCCUUCCAAAGAAAAGGAAUUGAUUAUAUUUUAGUAAAUAUAAAAUAUGCUAAAUUACAUACUAUGUAUCCUAUAAUAAUUGUAGAUAUCAUAUUUUAUGUAUUACAU